Messenger RNA from Cyprinus carpio (common carp), 4042 nucleotides. Its product is annotated as cytosolic purine 5'-nucleotidase-like. The record is from RefSeq and is a predicted model, not a curated record. Gene Ontology annotation, molecular function: 5'-nucleotidase activity. NCBI's taxonomy places the organism in Eukaryota, Metazoa, Chordata, Actinopteri, Cypriniformes, Cyprinidae.
ACUCUGAACUGAGAGAUUUAAUGAUGACGACAUCAUGGAGCGAUCGACUUCAGGACUAUGCAGAUCUCCCAGCAAACAUGGAUGGACUGGCGAUGAAGAAAUACAGAAGAGAGGCCUAUCAUAGAUGUCUUUGAAGGGAAGCAAACAACCUCUAACUCAACAACUGGCACAACAACAUAGAAUGCUAUAGAACUGGCACAAUCAUUUUUGCAACAAGUCAGAAAUUCAAUGACAAGAAAGCAGAGAGAGGGGGCUAUUGUUUGCUGUGGGGGUAACAGGGUGCACAGGGAAAUGUGCUUGACAGACCAGCUAGAGCAGUGACAUCCACUCAGAAUGCAGCGCACAGGUCUUACCUGGAAAAGUGAAUCAUGGGAUGUAGUCCAGUGUUAUGCCACAACAAGAGUGUUUGUGAACAGAAGUCUGGCCAUGGAAAAGAUUAAAUGUUUCGGCUUUGACAUGGACUACACUUUAGCAGUAUACAAAUCACCUGAAUACGAAUCUUUGGGCUUUGAUCUGACUGUGGAGCGGCUGGUCUCCAUUGGAUACCCACAGGAGCUGCUCGGUUUUGUUUACGACCCCACUUUCCCUACAAGAGGUCUGGUGUUUGACACCAUGUAUGGCAACCUCCUGAAGGUAGAUGCUUAUGGAAACAUCCUGGUUUGUGCCCAUGGCUUUAACUUCCUGCGAGGCCCUGACACCCGAGAGCUCUAUCCCAACAAGUUUAUCCAGCGUGAUGACACAGAACGCUUCUACAUCCUAAACACACUCUUUAACCUUCCAGAAACAUACCUUUUAGCCUGCCUGGUUGACUUCUUCUCAAACUGUGACCGAUAUUCAAGCUGUGAAACAGGCUUUAAGGAUGGAGACCUCUUCAUGUCCUUCAAGAGCAUGUUCCAAGAUGUUCGAGACGCUGUAGACUGGGUACAUUUUAAGGGAACAUUGAAGGAGAAAACAGUGGAAAACCUGGAGAAGUAUGUUGUGAAAGAUGCCAAGUUGUCAUUGCUGCUGAGCCGCAUGAAUGAAGUCGCCAAAGUUUUCUUAGCCACCAACAGUGACUACAAAUACACAGACAAAAUUAUGACAUACUUGUUUGACUUCUCCCAUGGCCCGAAGCAUGGCACUCCACACCGUCCUUGGCAGUCAUACUUCGACCUUAUCCUAGUGGAUGCUCGAAAGCCUUUAUUUUUUGGAGAGGGAACUGUUCUAAGACAGGUGGAUACGACUACAGGGCGGCUGAAAAUAGGAACAUACACUGGACCUUUACAACAUGGCAUCGUUUACUCUGGAGGUUCUUCUGAUAUUAUGUGUGACCUGCUCGGAGCAAAAGGGAAGGAUAUUUUGUACAUUGGAGAUCAUAUAUUUGGAGAUAUUCUUAAGUCCAAGAAACGACAGGGUUGGCGGACGUUCCUGGUGAUUCCUGAAUUGGCUCAGGAGCUGCAUGUGUGGACAGACAAAAGCUCUCUGUUCGAGGAACUGCAGGGCUUGGACAUUUUCUUGGCAGAAUUAUACAAGCAUUUGGACAGCAGCAGCAAUGAGAGGCCAGAUAUCAGUGCCAUCCAGAGAAGAGUGAAGAAAGUGACUCAUGACAUGGACAUGUGCUACGGGAUGAUGGGAAGUCUGUUCCGCAGUGGCUCUCGGCAGACUCUGUUUGCGUCUCAGGUGAUGCGUUACGCUGACCUGUAUGCUGCCUCAUUCAUCAACCUGCUGUACUACCCCUUCAGCUACCUGUUCAGAGCCGCCCACGUGCUGAUGCCCCAUGAGUCCACAGUGGAGCACACUCAUGUAGACAUAGAGACCGAGUCUCCUCUGGCCACACGCAACCGCCACUGUGUGGACUGCAAGGACAUCGACUGCAAAAGAAACCAGCUCACACGCUCCAUCAGCGAAAUCAAACCGCCCCACCUGUUCGCUCAGCUGCCGCAGGAAAUCACACACUGCCACGACGAAGAUGAUGACGAAGAAGAAGAGGAAGAAUAGAUGUUUUGACCUGUUCUAGGGUAAAGAUCUGUAGGAUGAUGAUGAUAGAGUGAUGAGGAUAUCGUGUGAGGUAGGAAAGAGGAUGAGUGAAUGUAUGAAGUAGACUAUAAUUGCCAAACCAAGCUGAUGUUCACAGUACCAGACUUCAGUUCACCCUAACUGAGAGUUUCCUCUGUUAAAGAAUACAUAAGUUUGUUUAAAAGCACAUGAUGUCUUGUAAUAAACAUCCAAUGGAAACACAGUGGAAGGGAUACGCACUCUACUGUAAACUGAGGGUAAAACUUAUGAGUUUCCAGCAUGCAUCAUACAGCCAGCAUGCUGGAAAAGCCUGUUAGGACGAGUGUUAAAGUCUGUGAUUGGAUCCUUACAGAUACACAUCUUAUUUGUAGGUAUGUUAUAGUCAUUUUUUACUAUUGUUUUAUAGUUUUGAACAGUUUAGACGUAACUUUCGUUGCUAGUCCAUCCAGCUUGGUACUACCUCCUGCAAAAACUGUAUCCGAUAACUGUUCCUUUAAAAAAAACUGUCUCUGUGUGUGUUAAAGCUGUGUAUGUUGGCAGGGUGUGUGUGUUGAGAAUCUGAAUGAAGCACAGAAAACCGAAGCAGGAUUCAUUGUGACGUGCAUAAGGAAGUGCAGCCAACACAAGAAUCCAGUUACUUGGCAACAGCAUGCAGCUGCUUUGUUUUUUUUUUUUUUUUUAAGAGGUUUGUUGUUAACCUCUUGGUUUUCGUCUUUUUUUUUUAAUGCAGACAUUUUGGCUAGCACUAAUGCUACAGAGUAGCAAACAGAUGCCUCGUAUAUUAGGGCGCAAAAUGAGUCCGAACACACAGACACAUUUCAGUAACUGCUCUAAUGUUGGCAACGAUGUCACAUUGAACAAAGACAUACUGUAUUUUUAUACUCUUAUAUAAGCUAAACAGAACAGUCUAGUUUUGUCUCAGAUAUUACUUGCCAUUAAUAUCUGCCUCGCACAAGACGGAUGCAAACUAUUCAAAUAUCAUACGUACAUUAAAGUGACCAUGUUAUGCAACAAAACAGUUAUAAAACUGUGUUUUAUGGCCUGUGUUAUUACACAUCAGUAAAAGAAAAGUCAUUGAGAGAAGCUAAUAGGUUGAGAAAGAUUAGUUUAAGUGCUGUUGCUUUGGUGACUGUUUCUAUGGAAAUGAAUGUAGUCCUGGAUAAUGUUUGAACUCUGUUGAUGGUUUACUGUCAUGUGGACCAAAACGGUGUAGAGAAAUUGUGUUGGAUUUAGCUUCAAGGGUCCCUUUAGACACUUUUAGGUGUCCCCACAACAAGUAUGUGGAGUUUUUAAAGAAAUAAACGUUGUUCUUGAGUGUAAUGGUGGUUCACAGUUUAGAGAGGAAGCGGUUUUAGCUGUGGGAAGUGUUCCAAGAACAUGAAACAGGUAGAUUUGGAUGGUUAGUGUGACUUUUAUAUGCAUUAAUCAGAGAUAGUAUGUAGGAUCUGAUUAAAUGAAGCUACCCAAUCCAUAGUGUAAUAUGUAUUACUCACAUGCAUAUUGUAACUGUAUUAUUUUUAUUUUAUGAGAAUGUAGUUUUUGUUUUGUUUUUUUUUCCUCAUGAGUCUGACCAUUUUUUUAAAGGGAAAACCAAGUACAGUAGGUCUAAAGUCUAAAGGUUUAUGGUGAGGCCCAAAAAGGUUUUUUUUUUUUUUUUUUUUUUUUUUUUUAGGUUUUCAAAAGUUGAAGUUUCCAAGGAAUCAGUUAAAGAUAUAUUUUUUAAUGUACAAUGCAUAUUUUAUGUGUCAGUCUUGGUUUAUAGUUUAAAAACAAAAGGAUAUCCUAAAAUGGGGCAGCUCUUUCAAAAUAUACUUGUCCUUGUGCACAGUAUAGAGAAAGAAAGAAAAAAAGAUCCAGCAUCCCUCUUUCCUCUGUUUUAAUUAGCUUUUUAUACAAACUCAGUAUUGUGGAGGUGUGUGUAUAUACAUCAUACGGCCGGUUUCCUGGGCUUUGAUUAAAACUAGUCCUGGGCUAAUUUGCACUGCUGUUGGUAGUCGUCCUUUUUAGAUGUCUAUGCAAGGGAAACUGGCUUAGAUUUAUAUAUUUU